UGUACAUUUUGCCCAGGCUUGAGCGGCUGCUUCCUUUAAUCUUCAACAGAUGCUUCGGGGAGGGGCUGGAGGAGGGAGUUUCCAUCCAUCCACCCUGGAAUCCUUCCCAUUCCCUGUACGGUGUCGGCCCAGCAUAUCUGAUGGAGCGCCUCCACCGUCACAAAUUGAGCCGCCCUACAAGAUCUGCCACGCAGGGCCUUCUCUCAGUUCCACCAACUAAAGUGGCUAGGUUGGUGAGGACUCGAGGGAGAGCUUUCUCUGUGGUGGCCCCCUUGCUCUGGAACUCCCUCCCAAUAGAUCUUCGUCAUGCCCCUUCCCUGGAUAUAUUUCGCCGGGGCCUGAAGACUUGGCUGUUUAAUCAGGCCUUUGCAACCUUUGAGACCUCUAAGGUCACAAGCUAUGGGGAGCGUUGUCGAGCCCCUCACUCCAUUGUGCCGAGCGUACAUCUAUGCCAUCCACGGAUACUUCUCCGAAAUUAUCUUCCAAGCCAUCAUCUUGGAUGAGGAAUGGACCUUCGGGGGGGCGACCAGCUUGUUAUCCCUCUUCCUUUACGGGACCUGCGGCUUCGCCUUAGAGCGCAUCUACGUCCUGCUGAGGGGCAACUGCUGCCUCCUGACCCGCACCUCCCUCUACACCCUUUGCAUCUUCCUCUGGCAGUUCACCACAGGCUCCGUCCUCCGUUGGUUCAACGCCUGCCCGUGGGACUUCAGCGCAUUUCACUACAACUUCAUGGGCCUCAUUGCCCUGGAGCACAGUCUCAUCUGGUUCGUGGGCGCCCUCCUACUGGAAAAGGCGAUUAUCUGCAAUGUGCUGAGGCUCCGGCUGGACAAGCCCUGGAAAUCCAAAGAGUGCCCCGUUCCCAGAUUUGAACUCAGAGAUGACUGACUUUGGGCUGGCUCAGAGAGGAGAGCAAGAGAUGAGAUGAUGGGUGGUCUCCAUCUUCCUCCUUCUCUUGAGCCCAUCCUGAUACCACCAUCCCCUCCUCCUGGCCUUGGAUUGAUUCCCACACCUUUCAUCUCUCCCUUUUUCCAAGGUUGGGGAAAGGUUUUGGGGGAAAGACACAGCAUGUAGCUUUCUCCCGGAGCCCUAAGCCAGCGUGCUGUCAUGGUGAGAGCGUUGGGCCAUGGUCAGGGAGACUCCGGUUGAAACCCUCACUAGGAGCCACAGGCUUGCUUGGGUGACCUUGGGCUACUCAGGAUCGCACCGCCAAACUUAUUUACAGGGUUGUUGUCAAAACAGAGGGGUGGGGGAGAAGCAUUAACACCUUCUUAAAGCACAUGACUUCCCCCAAAGAAUCCCGGGAACUAGGGUUUCCCCCUCACAGAGCUAGGACCACUUUCACACCAUAUAUUUAUUGAACAGUUAUUCCAUCUUAAACGGUCAUGACUUCCCCCAAGGAAUCCUGGGAGCUGUAGUUUGUGAAGGGUUCUGGGAUGAUUAGGAGGCACCAAUUGCCCUCACAGAGCUAUAAUCCCCAGAGUUCUCUGGGAGGAGGGUCUGACGGAUAAACCACUUUGUCGAUUGUAGCUCUGUGAGGAGAAUAGGAGUCUCUUAACAAUUCUCAGCAUCCUUCACUAACUACAGCAUUCUUUGGGGAAGCCGUGACUGUUUGAAGUGGAAUACUAGUGGAAUAAAUACAUGGUGUGUGAAUGUGGCCCUACAGAUUCCCAGCACCCUUAACAGUACAUGAUUAUUUGGGUGAUGUCAUGUGCUUUAAAUGAGCACUGGGUGUGCUUGAAAUGUGUGGUGGGGACCUGUAGGCCCCAAGCCACUUUUGGAUGACCCAGUUAGACUUUCUACAUGCUCAGGAUGGGAGGGAAGAGAGCAGGUGCAGGGUGUGGACUCCUGACCUUCCAAACAGGAUCUGCAACAGCUUAAAAAGACAUGGGUGGUGUGUACAAGCAACCCCUUAUUUUUUUUGGGGGGGAGGGAUUUCUAUAUUAGGGUUGGGUGGCAAUUCUCAAUGCACAACCCUGUUUUAAUUGUUAUGCCACCAUGGUGGGUGGGGUUCAAUGUAGCAAAAUGUGCCCCCCCCAAAGUUGCAAAGACCUCUUAAUGGAUCUAUUCUGGUUUACAUUCAUAAUUGCCAGAGACGGUGGGUAAAGGGUUGCAGCCUUAGGCCCGUCUGUGAGAGCUGGUCUGGGGUCCUGGCUGAAACAUGCUGAACCAGAAAACCAGGAAGUCCCCGGUUCAAAGAUUGCCUCUGCCAUGAACCCAGAAGGUCAGCCUCUCCCAACCUGGCACCCUCCAGAUGUUUCGGCCCACAAGUCCCAUCAGCCCCAGCCAGCAAUUUCUUAGCACUCUGCCCCAGGACCCCUCCAUAUCUUUCCUCCUCCAAGGGUCCCUCCUCUCCUAGCACUUUCUUAAGUUUGACUCCUUUUCUGCCUUUCCUAUCACGUCUCACUAAAGUCUGUGUAGGCAGGCAGUUUAGAGUGGAUUUGAAUCAUCCCAUGUUGUACAUGAUUUUCUCGCCAUCCACAUAACAUUGUCCUCAUCCCCCCCCCAUUUAAUUCAGAUUUUCCUGAUCCACAGAUAAUGCAGUAAGGAAAAAAACACAACAUAUCCAAGCACAUUACGCAAAUGUGGAUGUACUAAAGAGCAUGAUAUGGGUGGGUCUUGGUUGUGUGUUUUUACACGAGUCGUGAUGCUUUGCUGGGUGCCUUAUAUCAAGACACCCCCUACUUCCACUGAUGAGUCCCUGUUGGCAGGCUGCUGGUGGGACUGGGCCCAACAUAGGUGCUAGGGAUGCGGGUCUGUCAGCCAGGGGUGAGCAAGCUGAGGACAAGAUUCUGGCUUAUUAAGCCAUUGAUGGAGUGUGCCAGCUUACUGGUGGGGAAGAAAAGUAUAGCUGCUGGAUGGUUUCAACACAAUACAUCUCCAAAUCCCUGGCCAUGGACAUACAACUUGUGCUACUGCAGAUCACUUUGCGCAUUAUCCUCAGGAUGACUGUGUUACCCUUUGUUGUUGUGGCUGUUGUGUGGGGGUGGAAUGAUUAUGGGUGCUCCCCGGUGGGAGGAGGGAGCUCAAGGGGUGGGGUGGGGGUGUAGUGUUGCCCAACCUUUGGUGAGAGUGUAGGUCGGGGUGGUAGCAGCGGAAGUGGAAGUGAUGGUGUGACCUGUACACACACACGGGGUUGUUUGUCUUCCUGGUAUAUUUAUCUUUUAAUCUGUUAGUAGUGAUUAUGAUUUAUUCUGUUAGUUAUUUUAGGUUAUAUUAAUAUUUAAUAAGAUUUUUUAAAAAAUGUUUUGUAAUGUGUUAAAUGCGUAAUUUGGUUUUUAUGAUGUUUCAUGUUAAUAUUUAAGAUGGUUUCUUUUAAAUGUUUUGUAUUGUUUUAAAUGUGUAAUUUUGUUUGAUUUGUGUUUUUUUUUACAACAUUGUAAAGCACUUAGAGGCUUCUGUUCAAGUAUGAAGCGGUAUACAAAUUAAGUAAAUAAAUAAAUAAAUAGGGCUGGGGGAAUUAAAUUCAGGUUGCAGUUUAAGACAAAUUUAUCGAAUUUGCACUUUGUGAAAGUGUGAGAAUCAAAACACUCCCGUCCUUUGAAAUUUGCACUUAUUUGAAUUUUGCAAUGCAGUUUGCAAUGCAGUUCGCCAACCAAUGUUUACAAAAAUGCAUAUAUUAGGAGAAAGUAUGCAUAAAAAUGAAUAAUGAAAUAACAUACAAAAUUGCAUUAGAUGAAGAGAAAUUGCUUGAAAAAAAUGUGUACAGUAGUCAGAACUGCCUGCAAAAAUGUGUUUAU
Molecule: messenger RNA, 3737 nt
Organism: Rhineura floridana
Lineage: Eukaryota; Metazoa; Chordata; Lepidosauria; Squamata; Rhineuridae
Product: transmembrane protein 229B-like
Exons: 2
Coding region: 400-885 (161 amino acids)
Source: RefSeq, a predicted model, not a curated record